ACAACCGACAAGUAGCAGCGUAGCAGCAGUCAUGGCAACCAACGCCGCGUUUUGGAUGGGUGGUAAAACCAUUGCGAUUCCGAUGACGAUGUUCCGUGAAAAUCGGGAAAAAGUCAUCGGCGAGCUCCGGAAGGCUCGCACCUUCGAGGGCCGGGCGCAGAUUGUGCUCCAGGGUGGUGACAACCUGAGCCUCUACGACACCGACGUGGACUACGUCUUUCGCCAGGAGUCCUAUUUCAUGUACCUGUUCGGCGUAACGGAACCCGGCUGCUACGGCACCGUGGAUGUGGCGACCGGAACUACAACCCUAUUCGUGCCACGCCUUCCGACCGAGUAUGCCGUUUGGAUGGGCCCUCUUCUAUCGUUGGACGACUUCAAGAAGAAGUACGAAGUCGACGCGGUGCACUAUGCGGAUGAGAUUGACGUCAAACUAGGUGAACUCAAUCCAUCUGUUCUGCUGACUUUGUGCGGUUCAAACAGCGAUAGCGGAUUGGAAGCGAAACCGGCCAACUUCAAAGGAAUCGAAAAGUUCGUCGUCGAUUCGGAUAUUCUCUUCCCGGUGAUUGCCGAAUGUCGCGUCAUCAAGUCCCCAGCGGAGGCGGACGUGCUCCGCUACGUGGCCAAGGUUUCCUCGGAUGCGCACAAGCAGGUGAUGAAGAAGAUCCGCCCCGGCUGGCACGAGUACCAAGGAGAGGCCGAGUUCCUGCACCAUGCCUACUCGGUCGGUGGCUGCCGUCACGUGUCGUACACGUGCAUCUGCGGAGCAGGUUCCAAUUCGGCCAUCUUGCACUACGGCCACGCCGGUUCGCCGAACGAUCGUCUCAUCAAGGACGGAGAAAUGUGCCUCUUCGACAUGGGAGCCAACUACAAUGGCUACGCGGCGGACAUAACGUGCAGUUUCCCAGUGAAUGGGAAAUUCAGCGACGACCAGAAGUUGAUCUACAACGCAGUGCUGGCUGCGAGGGAUGCCGUUUGUGGAGCUGCGAAAGAAGGUGCUUCCUGGGUCGAUAUGCACCAGCUGGCCAACAGAGUAAUGCUGGCCGAGAUGAAGAAGGGUGGUUUGCUUCAGGGCGAAGUGGAUGACAUGAUGACUGCUGGAGUGAAUGCCAUUUUCCAACCGCAUGGCCUGGGACAUCUGAUAGGGCUGGACGUUCACGAUGUCGGUGGAUAUCUGCCCCAUUGCCCGGAACGUCCCUCUGAACCCGGUGUCAAUCGUCUGCGUAUGGCUCGUAAUCUGAUGGCCGGAAUGUACGUCACCAUCGAACCGGGAUGCUACUUUAUUGAACCGUUGCUCAACAAAGCCUUCGCCGAUCCGAACUUGAGCAAGUUCUUGGUCAAGGAGCAGAUCGAUCGCUUCCGCAACUUUGGUGGCGUGCGUAUUGAGGAUGAUGUUCUUAUCACCAAGACGGGAAUCGAGAACUUUACCUUUGUGCCGAGAACCGUCGAGGAAAUCGAGGCAUGGAUGGCAAAUUAGAAGACAUAUGGAGC
Ochlerotatus camptorhynchus is the source of this 1488-nucleotide messenger RNA. It is a transcript of the gene Dip-C, whose product is annotated as dipeptidase C. The transcript has 9 exons. Gene Ontology annotation, molecular function: metalloaminopeptidase activity; manganese ion binding. The record is from RefSeq and is a predicted model, not a curated record. Bases 32 to 1474 code for a protein of 480 amino acids. NCBI's taxonomy places the organism in Eukaryota, Metazoa, Arthropoda, Insecta, Diptera, Culicidae.